Molecule: messenger RNA, 2127 nt
Organism: Verruconis gallopava
Lineage: Eukaryota; Fungi; Ascomycota; Dothideomycetes; Venturiales; Sympoventuriaceae
Exons: 3
Coding region: 170-1372 (400 amino acids)
Biological process (GO): polyketide metabolic process
Source: RefSeq, a predicted model, not a curated record
GCAAAGGUCUUUCCGUGUGGGACAGAGUCCUCGAACUUAAUCGCCUUUCACACAGCCGCAGACAGUCCAUUGUGUUGAAGUCGUCGUGGAAGUUUGCCCUUCUCUUCUGCCCUCCCCGUACCGCUUGGAUCGUGUGAACUUCCGCUCGGAUCUGUAGCUUGCUUUCGCAAUGGCGGUCAACACAGGUAUCGCGGGGAACAACUUUCUGACCAGCUUUAACACCACGGUUCCUAAGCUGUUUAUCACUGCUGAGACGGACGACGUGACCGAAUUUGACCAGGUCACGCUCAAGCACUGGCGCGAAGAAGGGUUUGAUGUCACAUAUGUGCCCAUGGGAAAGGGAGGCAAGGCAUACAUCGAAGAACUAAAGAGCAUCCCGAAUAGGCUGCCGCUCGGAGAAUAUUUUGCCAUCAUUGCGUACGGCGACGCAGCGGCCAUUGUGCUAGAGCACUUCCGCCGGCCGUCCAAUAAACUCUGUGGCCUCGUUGCAUAUUACCCCUCCUCCAUCCCGGACCCCAACAACCAGUUUCCUAUCGGCACCAAGGUCCUCGUGCACCUCGCCGGCGAGGAGGUCGGCGUCACCCGCGCGCCAGAGGUGCUGGGUAUCCAAGGCAAACGACGGACGGUAACGCGUGCAGUGCCCAAGGGCAGCAUCCCUGGGGGACGCCUGCAACUCGCGUAUCCAAGUUAUUCGUACGAGGGCGCCGAACCGGGGUUCGCGGAGCACGACCUGCCUGAGUACAACAAGAUAGCCGGGCGGCUGAGUUGGGGACGGAGUCUGGAUACGAUACGCAAGGCGUUCAAGGUCGAGGUUGACCUAGAGCGGGUGUGGGAGGCACACACGGAGCUUGAGUUUGUGACCAAGGAUGCGCACAAGACCAUGGCAACCAUGGUCGCCAACCCGUACGUGAACCACGUGCCAACGCUGACGGGCGGCAUCGGCAGGAAGGAUCUGCUGCGCUUCUACGACGAAUUUUUCAUCCCAAACAACCCACCAUCGACGCGCAUGAAACUCCUGUCGCGGACGAUAGGGGCAGACAAAGUGGUGGACGAGAUGUACUUUGCGUUCGAGCACACACAAGAGGUGCCGUGGAUGCUGCCUAACGUGCCGCCGACCAACAAGACGGUGGAGGUAGCGCUGGUCAGUGUGGUAUGUAUCCGGGGUGGCAAGUUGUACCAUGAACACAUAUACUGGGACCAGGCGUCGGUCCUGGUGCAGAUUGGGCUACUGGAUCCCAAGCUCAUACCAGAGUCGUCCGGCCUGAAGGGCAAGCUGGACAGGCUGCCGGUGGCAGGGGCGGAGAGCGUUCGGAAAGUUAUGGACGAGGAAAGCGAGCAGAGUAACGAGCUGCUGGACGCAUGGUGGGAGUAGCGCCAACGAAUCGAGGUGGUCAAGAUCUGGUCCGGUAGCGUAUCUAGUCGAGCUAGAGAACCAAGCUAGUACGUACACUUAUGUGAUUUUGUUAGAUGGCAGCAGACAAAAGGGGAGAGGGAUGAAAAAGCAGGAAGAUGGCGAUGUGUGUCCUUUUGCUAGUCCCGCAGUUCUGGAGGAAGAUCAGAAAGGCAGGGUGGAGGAGACGCGGGUUGCGAUUCCCUGUUUGCUCUGCCACUGGUAGCGAGAUCGACAUGAGCCGAAGCACAAGCCGGUCCGGGUCAGCUUCAAGGUCAUGAUACAAAGACGCGAGAGGCAUCCCCCCCGUGGGAUCCGAGGUGGUUAUUAUUGUUGAUGUCUGAUGUGUUUCUACGGCAGCUGCAGCUGCAGCUUCUUCUGUCGUUGCGAUUGCGGGAGCAGCGGGGCUUGUCGAUACUGUAGCUGCUGUUUUUCUUACUGUUGUAAUCGCCGCUGUUGUUAUACGUGUCAUCUGGGAUACCCGUAUACACCCAUUGCUUCCGUAAAACACCAGCAGGGAGUCGACUGCAGGCUGCCAACGAAGCCCGGCAUCAGCUCACAUCCGGCCUCGUCGUCUUGGGUGCACAUGGGGAUUUGAAUUGGAGUUGAAACAAACGGUCAGUCUUAAAGGCCAGUGCAGGGUGCGAUGAGGGUUCUCGUCGAACUCUUGCAACGUUUCGAUAAUGCAGGACGACAAAACCGUUUUCGGCUCAAACAAAGAUUUCCUGUGUAGGUCA